AUGUUACCAAAAAAAAUUUUGUGCCGCUUGAGAUCUAAUGAUGAUAAUUUUCUUUUUUUAAAUAGGACUAGAAAUCAAAUUCUUAAUCUAAAAGUCAAGAUUUUUUAUCCAGAGAAAAUGUAUUCCGGAGAGGUCAUACUUGUUAGUGAUGAGGAUUCUGAGGUAGAAGUUUUAAAUAACACAUCAUCAGCUAAUAAAAAUUUAAACGCCAAUAUAACUACAAGAUCGCAGAUUAUUUUUAAUAGCUCCAAAAGCAUCAACAAAGAAUCAUAUAAGCUUAAGACUAAUGAUGAUGAUAAGUUCGUGAGUGAUGAUGAUUAUCAUAAUCGUUUGAUGCAAGAAUUAUCAAAUGUUUUGGCUUUGAGUAAUUUCAAUUUUGACCAUCAAAAUUCUUGUCCCAGUACUCCGGACACUGACGUCCCUGAACCGAGUUAUAAAAAUAUUUUUGUCUCUGAAGAUAAUCAGAGUAAUGAUUUAAAGGAUGGGAAUCAUAUACAGAUUUUAAAAGUGGAAUCAUUAAGUAAAUGGGAAGGACAAUAUACAGACAAUCAAUCGGAACAUUUCUUUCUACCGGUCGACGAUGAAAGUAGUGGAAAAAAAUUGAAAGAAAAAAAUCAAACAACUAGGCAUGAGCUGGAUAUUUUAAAUAAAUAUCUUCCUGUUGUUCAGCUUAAAAAAGUUUCGCUGCCUGAUAACAAUAUUCAUUCAGAAAAUUUUAAUAAAAAGCAGUUACAAAUUGACAAUACUAAUGCAAAUAACGUAAUGAAUGAAAAAGUUGCUGUAGAAAUGUCCCACGCUAAUAAUGAUGAUCAAAAAUAUCAUAUAAAGAAAAUUCAUACAAAGAAGACGCCCUUCGUGUUCUCACAUCCUCCGUAUACUUUCGCUGGUGCAACUUCUCGAGAUGUAAAAAGACUCUCCAAAAAGGAACGUAUCAAAAAUAAGUACUAUAAAUGCACUUUUUGUAAUUUUAAGACUGUUACUUUACGUUGUUUUAAUAAUCAUUUACGUCGCUUUCAUAAUGAUAAAGCUCCAUACACCUGUACGGAAUGUAGUUACAGUAGUACUAAUUUAAGAGCGUUGAAUAUUCAUAUAAAUCAUCACUUUGCCAAAGAAACUUAUCGUUGCUCUCAAUGUACGUACUCUACUGCAUGUAGUAAUGAACUUCUAUCUCACAUUGAAAUUCACAAAAGUAAAGAAUAUAGAUGUAAUAUUUGUAGAACGUUAUUUUCAAAACAAGAAAAUUUUAGUAAGCAUAAACUCGACAAUCACACAGUAUUCCCGUUCAAUCAAACAGCUAAGUGUGAAUUUUGCGAAGAUCAAUUUACAAAUAAAUAUAAUAAAAAGUUGCAUCUGAUGACUCAUGAGAAUAAAAAAUUUCGUAAAUGCAAUCGAUGUAUUUACAUGACACUGUCUGUAAAACAAUUUAAAAAACAUAUGGAUAAGCAUAAAUUUAAUAGAUUAUUUAUUUGUAAUGAUUGUAGCAAGUCUUUUCCACUUAAGAAGUUGCUGGUACAACAUAGUUGGGGACGGCGAGAAGGGGAUGUCUUUGAUUGCAUGUCUGCGCACCCCAUAAUCAAAAUGUUCACAUUAGUUGAUGAUAUGAUGAAAUAUCCUUGUGAUGGAAUAGAAAACGUUAUUAAAAUAUCCAAUUUCAAUAAUAAUGGAAUCAAUAUGAACUACGAUUACACGGAGCAUAUAAACAGUGCAACAGAUACUCAGUUCCAACCACCAUCAAAUACCGAACCGACAUUAACAGAAAAUAUUAAUUAUAUCUCAACAUCAUAUGAACUUUUGGGUUCACAAAAUGACGCUUAUCUCAACUCAUAUCAAACUCAACCGGUCCAAAAUUUAAUAUCUAUAGAACAAAAUGAACAAAAUAUCAUACCUAUUAUUCCUGAGUUUUCUUAUCCAAAUGUAAAUCUUAUGCCGACUAUUCCGAUCAACGAUUAUGCACUGGUUCCUUGUUAUUAUUUGGUGGUACCUGAAGAUGGUCUUGUUGCGCCACCCAUUAUCCCAGUGAACACUAUUCCAGAACAAGUUCCAGUAAGAUUUGAAGACCGCAGUAACUUUGUGAUGGUAAACGUAGACAAUGAGUUGGAAAAAACCAAUGGUAAUUUUAUUUAUCUUAAUAAUGUAGUCGCUUCAAAUGCCCAGAAUUUGUUAAGUCAAGAAAAUGAAGUAAUUGAUACUUGCCAGACUUCUGUCGCUGAUUUUCCAAGUUGUGAAUUGCCAACAGACUCAGUAGACAAAUCAGUAUCUUUAGAAUCUUCAUUAAACAUAGAAGACCAGGAGACACCUGAUGCUUUUAUUUCUUCUCAUCCUGAAUCUGGAAGUCAAUCCCAGGCAACAGAAAAAUCCCAUCCAUGUAAAAUUUGUAAAAGAAAAUUCAACAGUUUAAAUCAAUUAGAAAUUCAUAUGGGAAUUCACGACGUUGGAGAUAAAUUAUUUAAUUGCUCUGUAUGCCACGUCAAUUUCCAUCAGUUUCAUCUUUUAAAACGGCACAUGCGGAUUCACAAAAGCACCGAAACAUUUACAUGUGAAAUUUGUUCAACAAAGUUUGAGUGGGCUGAGUUUUUGGAACAACACAAAAAGCGUUGUAAUGAUGCUAAAAAGCCAUAUCAUGUGUGCAGUGUUUGCCAAAUGAAACUCAGCAGUCUUUUGAAACUAAAACAGCACAUGCGUACUCAUAAGGAGAAGCAGACACAUGAAUGCAGCGUUUGUAAGAAGAAAUUCAUCUGGCCGUCACUACUAAACGUUCAUAUGCGUAUCCACACCGGUGAUAAAAGAUAUGAGUGCGAUAUUUGCCAUGUGAAGUUUACUGCGGCUUGUAACAUGAAGAAGCACAAGCUUACGCAUACAGGCGAGAAACCCUUUCAGUGUGACAUUUGUCAGGCAAAAUUUACUCGAUCAAUUAGUCUCACUCAGCAUAAAGCAACCCAUACAAGCAGAACUGAAGAGUGUGAGAUUUGUAAGUCGAAAUUUAGAGGACCCUGGAAUCUAAAGCGACACAUGCGGAUUCAUACUGACGAAAAACCUUUCAAGUGCGAUGAAUGCCAAUCGACAUUCUCUCAAAAAUUCUACUUAUCCAAACACAUCCGUCUCCAUUACAACAAAAAAACUUACGAGUGUGAUUAUUGUAAGAUGAAAUUAUCUCAAAAAUAUUGCUUGAUUCGUCACAUGAAGAUUCACGCCGGUAGUAGCGCGUACAAAUGCGAUGAGUGCCACAAAAAAUUCCAUUCCAUACGAGGUUUAAGUCAUCACAAAAGCGUCCAUACCGGAGAAGUCCCAUUUGAAUGUGAUGUCUGUAAGAAAAAGUUUUUGAAGUUAAAGCACUUGCUCAAACAUGAAAAUAUUCAUAAAACGAAAAAAAUGUACCACUGUGAUAUUUGUAACGCCGGAUUUAACCAAGUCGGUCAUGUUGCGGUCCACAAAAUAAGACAUCAUGAAUCUCAACCGUCUCAAGAUUUUAAAUGUAAAUUUUGUGAUGAAUCUUUCAAGAGUAGUUACUUCUUGAAGCUUCACCUUAAAAAUCAUAAGAAUGAAAAAUAUUUUUACUGUAACAUUUGCUUGUAUAAGACAAGAUGGCCUAUUUCAAUUAAAGUUCAUACUCAAAAUCACUCAAAACCAGGGUUGUAUAUUUGUUACGAGUGUGGAAGAUCAUCUAAAAGAAAAAUUUUGUUACUACAGCACAGGAAGAAGUUUCAUAGUUCUUAA
Molecule: messenger RNA, 3714 nt
Organism: Cotesia congregata
Lineage: Eukaryota; Metazoa; Arthropoda; Insecta; Hymenoptera; Braconidae
Source: the annotation of a GenBank genome assembly